AACAGCGGGUUUUGUUUGGGAAAUGAUGCACGUGCAUGGGUUUUGCUCGCUUCUGUCAACGGCAGGAUGGUUGUUCUUAGAGACGAAAUAAUGAAUUUUAUAGGUUAAAAUAUAGCGAUUUAUCUUUACAGAAACGUGGUGGCGUUUGCUAUCAUGAUGACAGAUAGUACGUGACAGUGACAAGUUAGCUAGAAGCCUCAUAAUAGCUAUAAUGUGUUAAUAAAGCCGAGAAACAUGUUCAUACAGUAAUGGCCGUUCUCUCGUCUUUGCUUUGUUCAUCUGCUCGCCUCUUUUCACAACCCCGGUUACGAUUUUGGGAGCUCACCGUGUGCAAGCGGACAACAUGGCCGUCACUGCCAGUCCAACGGUGCUACACGUCGGACACUUCAGAAUCAUCAGUGGAUCAUCUAAGUGCUGGACUUGAGAGGUACAAGCACUUGCAGAAGUAUUUUAACAGGAGACUGAAGGCAACAUACCACCAGUUUUCCAGCAUACCUGAUCACUCAAUGGUCUGCGGACUUCACCACGUUUACUUCAUUGAAGGGGAUGGCAUCUACAGAAUGGACAAGAGACAGAGUGAGCUGGACCCAGAGCAGGUGCUAAAUCUAGCACAAGUCUCUGAAGAGAAGGAUAAGACAGGACGUGAUAAUGAAGAGAGGAAACGGAGGUGUCAGGGGUGGACUGUUCAGAGAAUACGUCUUUCCCCACAGGAAAAGCAUCUUGCUGCCACACUAAAAACUAAUCACAGAGAAGAGCUGAGGUGUGUGGUUGUGAGGCUUGGAAGCUCCCCUCCUCUGGAUUCUCCAAAUGUCAUAUUCACACUUGACAAAGUCUUCAGCUUUGAGUGGGCCACAGACAACAUCCUGUUUUACACGACUCUGGAGGAUCUACGCUGCAGCAGAGUGUUUCGUCUAAACCUAACCUCCUGUGGAAGCAGGAUCAGCUCUGUGUACCAGGAAACGCAUCCUGACGUGUUUGUAGAGGUUUCCCUUUCCAGAGACCGACAGAUACUAAGCAUCAACUGCAGCAGCAGGACCAGUUCAGAGGUGCUGCUUAUUGAUACAGCAUCAUCCAAUCUCGAGCCUUUCCUGGUUCAGCCACGCCAGCUAGACCUCUUGUACCACGUAGAGCACUGGAGAAGGUGGCUGAUUAUACUGGCUAAUACAGGGCCUGGACAGGAAUAUCAGGUGGUUCAGGCCCCUCUCUCAGAGCCAUCCAUGGCUUCCUGGGUGCCCUUGUUAGCCCCGGGCACUGGCACUGCAAUCAAGGACAUGGACGUGGUUGGAGACCACUGUGUGUUGGUUGCAAGAACACCAGCCAGUGAACUCGCCCUGAUCGUUGUUCCACUGACCCAUCCUGAGGAAGCAUACACUGUACAGCUCCCCUCCUGGGCCUGUGCCGUCCAAACCAAGAAACCAGACUUGGCAGAUCAACGCAGUGUGUUCGAGUUCUUGAUCUCAUCUCCUGUACACCUGCCAGUGUCCUUCUGUCUACACCCCGAGGAUGGGCUACUUUUAUCAGACACCGAAGAAAGGUCCUCCCCAGAGAACCAGGGCAAUUAUACCACCACACGCUUGGAGGCCUGCAGCCAAGAUGGUACCUUGGUGCCAAUGACACUGUUUCAUACAGUGCCUGUGGAGGGUUUGAGACAGGCGCCACUGCUGGUCCAUGUCUACGGAGCUUAUGGCAGAGAUCUCAACAUGGAGUUCUGCCCAGAGAAAAGGCUGCUGCUGGAGCAAGGCUGGGCUCUGGCCUACUGCCACAUCAGAGGUGGAGGGGAGCUGGGUCUGUCCUGGCAAAGACAAGCUCGUGUGGAGGGGAAACACAGAGGAGUGGAGGACCUCAAAGCAUGUGUCCAUCACCUUUUCUCUUCAGGAGUCUCCUCUCCUGCACUCACUGCCCUUACAGCCUGCAGUGCUGGGGCUGUGCCAGUAGGUGUGCUGUGCAAUGAACACCCACACAUGAUGCAGGCUGUCAUACUGCAUGCUCCAUUCCUGGAUGUGUUGGGAACUAUGGAGGAUCCCAGCCUGCCUCUGACUUUGGAGGAUAGAGAGGAAUGGGGGGACCCAGCAGGAAACCCAAAACACAGACUCACCAUCUCCUCCUACUGUCCCCUUCACAACAUUACUCCUCAGUGCUACCCAUCGAUGCUGCUGACAGCCUACAGCGAUGAUGCCAGGGUUCCUCUGUCUGGUGUCCUCAAAUACGCUGAGAAGUUAAAGAAAGCCAUUUAUACACACUUCACCGUGAAGCCAAAGUCAGAAUGUGAGCCAGCACCAAACAUAGUUCUGAAUAUCCAAUCUGGAGCAAAUCACCUCGGACCAGAGGACUUUGAGAUGAUGCUAGAGGAGGAGGCACUCAAGCUAUCAUUUCUAUACAUGGAGCUGGGCCUGGACCCUCGUCAGCCGCUACGAAGAAGAAGGAAGAGAUAAUGAAACCACUCCGGAAUCAAAGGACUAUGACCCAGAUAUCUACAAUUACAGCCAAAAUGACU
Acanthopagrus latus (yellowfin seabream) is the source of this 2494-nucleotide messenger RNA. It is a transcript of the gene prepl, whose product is annotated as prolyl endopeptidase like. The record is from RefSeq and is a predicted model, not a curated record. Gene Ontology annotation, cellular component: Golgi apparatus; cytoskeleton. Gene Ontology annotation, molecular function: serine-type endopeptidase activity. Bases 249 to 2432 code for a protein of 727 amino acids. The transcript is spliced from 15 exons. Gene Ontology annotation, biological process: proteolysis. Lineage: Eukaryota; Metazoa; Chordata; Actinopteri; Spariformes; Sparidae.